UUUAUACGCAGCAUUCUCUCCAGGCCAUUCAAAGUUCCCAUUCCUAACUACACAGGCUCUCUGGGUAUCCGGGCGCUGGGGCUGAAGCGAGCUGGGGUAAGGAGAGCUCUGCACGACCCGUUUGAGGAGGGAGCUCUGGUGCUUUAUGAACCGCCUGCCCUCAGUGCCCACGACAGCCUCAAAAUAGAUAAGGAUAAACAGCCAGUGCAUGUAGUUGUGGACCCGGUGCUCAGUAAAGUCCUGCGACCUCAUCAAAGAGAGGGGGUGAAGUUCCUGUGGGACUGCGUGACGGGGAGACGAAUCCCUGGGUCAUACGGCUGCAUCAUGGCAGAUGAGAUGGGUCUGGGAAAGACCUUACAGUGCAUCACACUUAUGUGGACACUUCUGCGUCAGAGCCCUGACGCUAAGCCAGAGAUUGACAAGGUUAUAGUGGUCUCUCCGUCCAGCCUGGUGCGCAACUGGUACAAUGAGGUCGGCAAAUGGCUCGAGGAACGCGUUUUACCUGUCGCGAUCGAUGGAGGCUCAAAGGAAGAGAUUGAUCGAAAACUAGUGAACUUCAUUUCCCAGAAUGGUUUGAGGGUGCCCACACCGAUCUUGAUCAUAUCAUAUGAAACAUUCCGGCUGCACGCUCAGGUUCUGCACAGGGGAAAAGUCGGACUAGUCAUCUGUGAUGAGGGUCACAGGUUGAAAAACUCUGAUAACCAGACUUAUCAGGCACUGAACACCAUGAAUGCCCAGAGAAGAGUGCUCAUAUCAGGCACACCCAUUCAGAAUGACUUACUAGAAUAUUUCAGCCUGGUUCACUUUGUAAACUCUGGGAUCCUCGGUACAGCACAGGAGUUCAAGAGGAAGUUUGAGGUUCCCAUUCUAAAGGGCCGUGAUGCUGACGCCAGCGACAAAGACAGGCUCGCAGGAGAGGAGAAACUCAAAGAGCUCAUCAGCAUUGUCAACAGAUGUUUAAUCAGAAGGACCUCAGACAUUCUCUCUAAGUACCUGCCUGUGAAGAUCGAGCAGGUGGUGUGUUGCAGACUGACUCCUCUCCAGGAAGAGUUGUAUAAACUGUUCCUGAAGCAGGCGAAGCCAGUGGAGAGUCUCCAACAGGGCAAAAUCAGCGUGUCUUCUCUCUCAUCCAUCACCUCCCUUAAAAAGCUCUGCAACCAUCCGUCUCUCAUCUAUGACAAGUGUGUGGCGGGAGAGGAGGGCUUUGAGGGGGCUUUGGACCUGUUCCCUCCAGGCUACUCCUCUAAAGCAGUGGAGCCUCAGCUCUCAGGCAAAAUGCUGGUUCUGGACUACAUUCUGGCCAUGACCCGAAGUACAACUAGCGACAAAGUUGUGCUGGUCUCUAACUACACACAGAUACUGGAUCUCUUUGAGAAAUUAUGUCGAGCUCGGCGGUAUCUCUACGUUCGUCUUGACGGAACAAUGUCCAUCAAGAAAAGAGCCAAGAUCGUCGAGAGGUUUAACAGCCCCUCCAAUCCUGAGUUUAUUUUCAUGCUGAGCAGUAAGGCCGGGGGAUGCGGUCUGAACCUCAUUGGGGCAAAUCGUCUGGUGAUGUUUGAUCCCGACUGGAACCCAGCCAAUGAUGAACAGGCGAUGGCUCGCGUAUGGAGAGACGGACAGAAGAAAACCUGCUACAUUUACAGACUGCUUUCGAGAGGACUGAAAGACCCGGUUCUGGUGUCGUCCUGGGAUGCUGCCGUUUCAUUUGUCUUCCACCAGCGUUCCCAUGAAGACCAGAGAGGGGUGGUCUGA
Molecule: messenger RNA, 1752 nt
Organism: Chanos chanos (milkfish)
Lineage: Eukaryota; Metazoa; Chordata; Actinopteri; Gonorynchiformes; Chanidae
Product: DNA repair and recombination protein RAD54-like
Exons: 14
Coding region: 325-1752 (475 amino acids)
Biological process (GO): double-strand break repair via synthesis-dependent strand annealing; reciprocal meiotic recombination
Cellular component (GO): nucleus
Molecular function (GO): ATP binding; DNA translocase activity
Source: RefSeq, a predicted model, not a curated record